AUGACAAGCAUUGGCGUACUUUUGCAAUCGAUUGACCGUAACCAAAGAACCAUCAAAUUCUCAGAAUACAAAGGUAAAACUGUUGCCAUCGAUGGUGAUGACUUUCUUCUUGAUGGAGCUUCCCGUGCUGCUUUGGAGCCUGUAUGGAAUCAUUCCGCCAAUUCAUAUAACGACUAUUUGCUGGAAUUUACUCAAUUGCUUGAAGAAAAUAGUGUAACACCUAUUAUGGUCUUUGGCGGUCUCACUCUCCUUUUCAAGCAAAGCAUGAAUUAUGAAUAUCGCAAAGCCCGUCAAGCUGCAUUAAACAGUGCUAGCCACCUGGAACCAGUAACCAUCUCAGAAGACAUGGCCAUUGCCACCAUUACAACUUCACAUUUAGGAACACCAUUCUCAGCAGCAGCACCCAAAUCACAAAAGUCACCUAAAUCAUCUACAUCAUCAGCAUCUAGAAUGGGACCCAAACGAGUGCUUUCUGAAUUGAGUAAUGUUACCACAGUAUCAGUGUCAGUGGCCACAACAGCUGGAGAGUUCUCUGCAUCAACCUCUGCGCAAGCCUCAUCACACUUGCCUAGACCUACAGUGGCAACACCUAAAGAGUCAACUGCUGCAUGUCCUUCAGUCUCACUACCUCCUUCAGUUGAACAACCUUUGAUGCCUUUAACUGAAGCAAGCACAACUUCAACUCAUGACGAUCCCAUCUCUCCUCCUCAUGCCCCACCAACAAAAGAUGAGAUGUCUGACACUACCACUACAAACGUGUCUAAUAAUACCACAGUAUCUAUCAACAAUAUCAACAAUAUCAACGCAAGCGUUUCUAAAGUAUCGCAGGACACAAAUCAAACAUCAAGCGGCCAAACAUGCGAGACAAACAGCCCAUCUCCACCCUUGUCGCCACCUACAGCUACAUCCAUCAAAGAGAAUACGGCUUCAUAUAAUCAACAUACCGGGGCCAAGCCCUUGGCUGACAAAUCGGCUCAACCUGUGAAAAUAACACCACCACCAUCUCAUUAUAUACCAAACAUUGCACAUAUCAACCCCUUUACAAACAAUAUAGCUACAUCCAUCAAACAGACAGCAAUCCCUACUCAACAAGACACCCUAGCCAGGCCCAAUGCCAGUGAAAUAUCUCAAGCUGUGAACAUGACGCCAUCAUCUGAUCACGUAUCUUACAAUGCUCACGUUAACUUUUCAACGAGCAAUACAACUAUAGCGGCAACUAUAACGGCCAUCAAGCUAUCUCAAAAUGCGUCAAAUGGUGGUGGAGAGGAGAACGGUAACAAUAAUAGCAGCAAAUACGAUAUGCGUGACCCCUAUUACAACAAUCCAAACUACUUUAUCCCAACAAAUAUGGCGUCAAGGUCUAAUAACGAGAAAUCCAAGAAAAGAUCGUUUACCAGACCCAGAUAG
Molecule: messenger RNA, 1407 nt
Organism: Mucor velutinosus
Lineage: Eukaryota; Fungi; Mucoromycota; Mucoromycetes; Mucorales; Mucoraceae
Exons: 4
Coding region: 1-1407 (468 amino acids)
Molecular function (GO): nuclease activity
Source: RefSeq, a predicted model, not a curated record